CGACCUGGUCCUGAAUUAUAUUUUGUUGGAGUGCAAGAUGUUGCUAAAGAAUCGUUCCAACGGCCGUUCUGUGUGUUUUUAAAAAAAAUUCACCCGACAAGUUAAUCGCUGGAGUCAUUUUAAAAUCAGCUUCUGAAGCCGUCAAUGCCGACAACGGGGCCGGAUUUUAUGUAGGGGACAGGUAAAAGAAAGUAGUUUAUUUUUAUGUACAAAAGUGUUUCUUAAGAUGCAUUUAAUUCACAUUUUAAGUUGCGAAACGGUGAUUUUUUUCCCCGAAGAACCGGCAGUGUAUUUGCUGCCGAUAUGGGGACUAAAAUCACCGCAACCUCAGCAUUCCAAAUGGUCCCGUUCCAGAAAAACCCACAGGCUAGUUGAUUUAAAUGGCCAUUAAUUUAUAGGUAUUAAACAUUCCUUUCAUUUGGCCUAUAAACCCAUGACAAUGAGAUUUAAAAAUUAUGUUAUAUUCUGAAUUCUUGUGUGAAUGUUAUUUGGACACUUAGUCUAUUUAAAAAUGUUAAUCUAUUCUUAAGAAAUGGAUAGAUGUUUAGAUCUAGUAAUUGAAUUUUGUAAUUAUCUACAAUUAGGUAACUAACUAAUUAUAUGCUUUAAUUUCAAGUCAUCUAAGUAAGAUUGUUUCAUAUUUGUUUCAGAAUGCUUCAAUCUAUAAUAACUGAAAAUUUAUUUCAGUUCUCUUAAAUUUUAAGAAAGUUAUUGGCCUUUAAAUGUUCUAGAUCACAGCUUUUGUGUUAAGUCAAUGAAAAAGCAAUAGGGAACAAGAUGCCAAUUUCUGAGUAUGAAAAAGGCCAUAACAUUUUUAAUACUAAAGAUAUGAAAGUGAAAUAUGUGUCCAAUUAAACUUCUUUUUAUGCUUUAUCUGAUGGGAUAAAUUAAAGACUUGAUUUUUUAAAUCUCAAAAUUUUGUAACAUUGCUACCUAAUCCUACCACUUAUGAUCUUUUGAUCUUCCACAAACACUCACUGGGACAUCUUCUGGGCUUUCUGUGCCAUUUCCUUUGAGGCUUCUUUAUGUCCUACCAUCCUUUACUCAGUCAGCCCAUCAGGAUCAAGGAUGACUGGGUUCAAUUCCAGUUGAAUAGGUUCUGAGAUGGCUGAUGAGACCAACUAUUGGCUAUAUUUAAGAGGGAGUUAGAUGUGGCCCUUGUGGCUAAAGGGAUUAGGGGGAAUGGAGAGAAGGCAGGUACAGGAUACUGAGUUGGAUGAUCAGCCAUGAUCAUAUUGAAUGGCGGUGCAAGCUCGAAGGGCCGAAUGGCCUACUCCUGCUAUUUUCUAUGUAUCUAUGUAUAUGGACACACUUGCUGUGUUAAAGGUGGGGCAAGAGAUGUCAACACAUAGGCACGGGGGUAGCUGGAGAAGAUGUAUGUUCCACCUACAGAUUACACUGAGCUAUACUGUGCUUCCAAUAAAUGAACUUGAGGUACUCAAUGUCAUCCUGAACACUCCUUCGCUGAUUUGAGUAGUAGUGGCUCAGGGUUUCCAAGAAGCCAAUGGGAAUGAUAUCCCAUUCUUAUUGCGAGCACAUUAGAACACUUUCAUAAGAUUUCCAACAAAUAUUGAAUGUUUCGUGGAUCGUGCAUAUUGAUUUUUCCAAUGUAACCAUCAUGCAGUAGAUUUGCCUUUUUACACGAGUUCCCUUUUACAGCUACCGUCUUUUUAAUUAGUCUUCCUAUGAGGUGGCCUCUAAACUGUUUUCUUGCUCAGUUCCUCAGCUCAUCUAGAUUCUCUUUUUAUGGUCCAAGACUCCCUUAUGAGCCUGUCCCACUUAAGCGAUUUGUCAGGCGACUGCCGGCAGUUGACUGAAAAAUUGGUAACUGGAACGGCGACUGUUAAAGUGGAACACACACACACACAUAGAAACAUAGAAACAUAGAAAUUAGGUGCAGGAGUAGGCCAUUCGGCCCUUCGAGCCUGCACCGCCAUUCGAUAUGAUCAUGGCUGAUCAUCCAACUCAGUAUCCCGUACCUGCCUUCUCUCCAUACCCCCUGAUCCCCUUAGCCACAAGGGCCACAUCUAACUCCCUCUUAAAUAUAGCCAAUGAAGUGGCCUCAACUACCCUCUGUGGCAGAGAGUUCCAGAGAUUCACCACUCUCUGUGUGAAAAAAGGUUCUUCUCAUCUCGGUUUUAAAGGAUUUCCCCUUUAUCCUUAAGCUGUGACCCCUUGUCCUGGACUUCCCUAACAUCGGGAACAAUCUUCCUGCAUCUAGCCUGUCCAACCCCUUAAGAAUUUUGUAAGUUUCUAUAAGAUCCCCUCUCAUUCUUCUAAAUUCUAGAGAGUAUAAACCAAGUCUAUCCAGUCUUUCUUCAUAAGACAGUCCUGACAUCCCAGGAAUCAGUCUGGUGAACCGUCUCUGCACUCCCUCUAUGGCAAUAAUGUCCUUCCUCAGAUUUGGAGACCAAAACUGUACGCAAUACUCCAGGUGUGGUCUCACCAAGACCCUGUACAACUGCAGUAGAACCUCUCUGCUCCUAUACUCAAAUCCUUUUGCAAUGAAAGCUAACAUACCAUUCGCUUUCUUUACUGCCUGCUGCACCUGCAUGCCUACCUUCAAUGACUGGUGUACCAUGACACCCAGGUCUCGCUGCAUCUCCCCCUUUCCCAAUCGGCCACCAUUUAGAUAAUAGUCUGCUUUCCUGUUUUUUGCCACCAAAAUGGAUAACCUCACAUUUAUCCACAUUAUACUGCAUCUGCCAAACAUUUGCCCACUCACCCAGCCUAUCCAAGUCACCCUGCAGUCUCCUAGCAUCCUCCUCACAGCUAACACUGCCCCCCAGCUUAGUGUCAUCCGCAAACUUGGAGAUAUUGCCUUCAAUUCCCUCAUCCAGAUCGUUAAUAUAUAUUGUAAAUAGCUGGGGUCCCAGUACUAAGCCUUGGGGGUACCCCACUAGUCACUGCCUGCCAUUGUGAAAAGGACCCGUUUACUCCUACUCUUUGCAGGACACACACAUUGCUUCCUACACUAGCCCGUUAUGCAGGUGGGGGAUAGGGCAGGUGGGGGGAGUGCUGUGAGUGAAAUUAACACAGUGCAAAGCCAAGGUGAUACAGCCACACACCACGAUGAACAGGAAGGUUGGCGCUGUAAUUAAGAGGGCUAAAGCACAGUGUACGGUAAGUCCUUUAAAAGGGGGGGAAGGGGUGGAGAAGGAAGGAGAAGGAGUGGAGACAACUUUUAAGAAGCCAGAGAUACACAACUGUGAAGCUCGGUGGACAUUUAACAUUACUGCUCGGUAACUACAGCUUACGUUUUUUUUCCCCAAUGAGCCAAUGAAAUUCACCAGUCAGCUCCAGCUACAACCUACGAGAACCUACGAGAACCUUCAACCUCCUGGCAACCCAGUAGGGUCUCCUGGCGACCCACCUGUGGCACGAGAAUUCUCGCUACUCUCCAUAGCGGCUUCAUUCUGGUCGCCUCUAAUUUUUCAACGUUGAAAAAUUUGCGGCGACCAUAAUGAGGCUGUGACUGGUUCCCAGAAUGCGGGAACUACUCACAACCAUGAAGGCGACUCCCCGGCAACCACCCGUGAACAUGUGGUGACCAUGUGGCGACUGCAUAGUCUCCUGCAGUGUAGAUGAGUGUGCCUCUACUAUAUAGAUUGGAGCACUUGGAGCAGUAUGUCACCACACCUACCAGACUUGACAGAACGCUGGAUCUGUGUUUCGGUAACAUACCGGGAGUCUAUGUCUCAAAGCCCCGCCCACCACUCGGUCGUUCCGACCACAAUGUCAUUCUGCUGCUUCCAAAAUACAGACAAAAACUAAAAACAGAAGAUAUACAAACAAAAACUAUUCAAGUCUGGAACGAUGACUCUGUCGAUGCAUUAAGGGGCUGCAAGGAGAUCACUGACUGGGAAAUAUUUUUCCAAAGUUGUGAGGGAGACCUAAAUCUGCUGACAGACUCUAUCUCCUCCUAUUUGUCAUUCUGUGUGGAUGCUGUUAUACCAACACAACAGGUCAAGCUGUACCCUAAUAACAAGCCUUGGGUUACCAAGGACCUGAAGCAGUGUCUUAACAACAAAAAAGUGGCAUUCCUACAGGGAGACAAACACAGAGUAAAACAGUAUAAUAGUGAGCUGAGAAGGAAGACCAGGCUGGCCAAACUCCACUACAAAAACAAAGUGGAGGAAAAAUUCACCACUGGCAAUGCAAGGGAGGCAUGGCAGGGACUUAACACCAUGAUGGGCAGAGCCCAGAAACCGGCCCUGAUCCAAUGCUCUGACCCUGCCACCUUUGCUGAGCAACUCAACAUCUAUUACAGCAGGUUUGACAGGACACACACCCAGAAUGACUGGACCCUCACCAGCAGUUCAUCAAUUACAGUGGAUAAAAGGAAGGUUACAUCUAUACUGGGCCGCAUCAACCCUCACAAAGCUUCUGGCCCGGACAGGCUCAGGGGCAAGGUGCUGAGGGAAUGCUCAGUUCAGCUGGGUGAUGUUAUCACUCAGCUAUUCCAGCAUCUCCUUGACUCCAGCUUUGUCCCACGGAUGUGGACAUACCGGUGCCGAAGAAAUCUAACGCCAGGGAGAUGAAGGACUACAGACCGGUGGCACUCACAUCCAUUCUUUCCAAGUGUAUGGAGAGGGUGGUAAGUGAUCACCUCACUGCUAUGGUGGUGGACAGGCUUGACCCACUCCAGUUUGCCUAUAAGGCAAGGCGUGGGGUGGAGGAUGCCUGUUUGACUCUCCUGGACACAGUUAGCAGACAGCUGGACUUCCCACACCCCCACACAUGGAUUUUAUUUAUGGACUUUUCUUCAGCUUUUAACACAGUUAACACAGUCACCCUCUGCAACCGCCUUCUGGACCUACAAGUCAACCCAUCACUUAUCCUGUGGAUAAAAGACUUUCUGCAGGACUGGCCUCAGCAUGUUGUGGUAAAUGGUUUUAAAUCCAAGAACAUGAUUUUAAACACUGGUGUCCCUGAGGGUUGUGUCUUAUCACCAAUUUUAUUUUCCAUCUACACAAACAACAUAACAAACAAUAACAGUGACAUUUCCCUUUUUAAGUAUGCAGACGAUAUUGCCCUGGUGGCCCACAUCAAGGAUCACACUUCUCUGGCUGCCUACUAUCAGCAGGUCAACACCCUGAUGCUGUGGAUCAAAGAGAGCUCUUUGGAGCUUAACAUCUCCAAGACCAAGGAGCUGUGUUGUGGGGGGAGGCAAACAUCUUCCCCCCCAACCUCUCUUUGAACCUCUGAGGCUGAAUGGGCAGACAGUUGAGCAGGUAGAGCCCUUUAGAUACCUGGGCACAGAGAUUGACACCCGCCUGUCCUUCUCCCAGCACACAGACUCUGUGUACAAGAAGGCACAGCAACGCCUGUUCCUGCUGAGGAAACUCAGGAGCUUUGAUGUCAGACAGGACAUUUUAACAGUUGUCUAUAAAUCACUUAUAGAAUCUGUACUCACCUUUAACAUCACAUCCUGGUUCACCCUCACCUCUGUCAAAGACAAAUCAAAGCUUUCCCGGAUCAUCAAUCAGGCAAGCAAAAUAACUGGCAAAACUCAAAAUCAAUUAUCAGUACUCCACACCCAGGCAGUUAAAAGGAAAGCCAAUCUCAUUACACAGGAUCCCACCCACCCCCUGCAGAAGUCUUUCCAACUUCUGCCAUCAGGCCGUUGAUAUAAAGUCCCCCUAUCCAAGAAAAACAUCCACAAAAACUAAUUCAUACCCAUUGCCAUAAACAGCUUAAAUAAAAAAUGACCAAUGGACAAAUUAACCCUGACGCAUUGUCACUUUACACAUAUCCACAACUUUUAUCUUGUCUAUUUUUACAGUUU
This is a messenger RNA of Leucoraja erinaceus (little skate), 5788 nucleotides long. RefSeq lists its product as uncharacterized. The transcript has 2 exons. The coding region runs from base 3585 to 4541 and encodes 318 amino acids. NCBI's taxonomy places the organism in Eukaryota, Metazoa, Chordata, Chondrichthyes, Rajiformes, Rajidae. The record is from RefSeq and is a predicted model, not a curated record.